Molecule: messenger RNA, 1623 nt
Organism: Paramecium tetraurelia
Lineage: Eukaryota; Ciliophora; Oligohymenophorea; Peniculida; Parameciidae
Exons: 4
Biological process (GO): protein autophosphorylation; autophagosome organization; autophagy
Cellular component (GO): cytoplasm; autophagosome
Molecular function (GO): protein serine/threonine kinase activity; ATP binding
Source: RefSeq, a predicted model, not a curated record
AUGAAGAAAAGAAUCAAGCGAUUGCAAGGGUCAUCAUACGUGAUUUCUCUUGAACCUGAUGAUGUGUUGGGCCAAGGAUCUUUCGGCAAAGUCGUGAGAGCCUAUGAUCUUGAGAAUCGGGAAGAGCAAUUGGUGGCUAAAAUAAUGGAAAUCGGAACUCAGAGUAAAUUGGACUCGUUAUAACACGAACUCACAGUUUUGGAAUAGUUUCAAAGCGAUCAUCAGAACCUUGUUUAAUACAAGAGGAAGAAGUUGUAAUCAACCAAAGCUUGUUAUAUAAUUAUGGAAUAUUGUAAUGGCGGAACUUUGGAGGAUAAAAUGAAAAAUAAAUUUUGGUCAGAGGCUGAAGUUAUGGAUUUCCUAGGCCAAUUUUGUAGUGGAUACCGAGAAUUGUUUCUGUAAAAUAUUAUUCAUAGAGAUUUGAAACCAGCUAACAUUAUGUUACAUGAUCGAUUGUAUAAAAUAACUGACUUUGGUCUGGCGAAAAUAGUGAACACUCUAGUCGAUAAACUCACCAUAUCCUUUAAAGGCACUCCUCUUUAUAUGGCACCAGAAAUGAUUCAAGAAGAAGCAACCGCUGAUCCCAAAAUCGAUAUGUGGGGUCUAGGCAUCAUCUUGUAUAGGAUGCUCUACAAUAAAUACCCAUUUUUGAUUCAAAACAAAAAGUAUGAUAGAGACACUGCUUUCUCAGAUAUCAUCAAUAAUAACUUGAUCAUCCCUCCCACUCCAAAGAGAUCUGACUUUAUGAUUUAUUUGCUUCAGAAAAUGCUCAAAAAAUAAAGUAAAGAUCGAAUAGGGUGGGAAGAAUUAUUCUAAUUGCCCUAAAUAAAAAUUCAAUCCUAAUCUCAGGUCGAUUAAAACAAUUAAAUGAUAUCCUCAUCUUUAUUUAUUUAACAGAUGGUCAUUCAAAAAGUGUCUCUUAUUAAGGUACAACCAUUCAAAGAAAAAAAAGUAUUGUCUUUGGUUUCUUAAAUCUUAACAGAGGAGGACUUAAAAAAAUAAACUGAAGAUCAAGAGAAGGAGUAAAAAAUCAUCUUAAAUGAAAUGAUGUCCAAUCUGAAUCACAAGUUGUAAAUUCAAUUGAAAAUUAACUAAAUUGAGGACAUUCUAUUUUAUUUUCACGAGCAAAUAUUCUUCUUAGACAAAGCUGCAAUGAGAGUCUAUAGAUUAAAUUAAGUUAUUCCAAAUAUUGAUUUUAAUAUCACAUUCAACAUCACAGCUGUUAUCUUAAAUCAAGCAUUAGGAUUAAUUAAAAAAUUACAAAAAUUAUAACAAUUGGAUCCUCAAUAAGUGAAUUUAUAUAAAACAACAGAAAACUAUUAGAUUUUUCAAUCAUUACUCUAAUAAGAUAUAUUAGGCCUGGAAGACUUUUAUAAAGAAGUGAAGAAUAAGGUUGUUACUAAUAUAAAAAAUCCAAUUGAUUAGCUAUUUAACCUAAUUUAAAAUCAAAAACCAAUCAAUUCUAUAAUAUAAGUCUAUAUCACUAUCAAAUACUUAAAGGAUAGCCAGCAUCUAGAUGAGUUAAAUUUUUCUAUUAUGGAAGAUUUUUGGACUUAUUAUGAAAAUGUUGAGAAUACAUCAGAAUAGGAGGCUUCGCAGUAUUUUGAAAAAUAACUCAUUUGA